CGAGCGAACAUUGCUAACGAUAAGUUAAAGAAAUUAUUCAAGCUAAUUUAUUUAUUUCUUCUUAUAACUUAAGUAAUUCAAGUUGAUAUACAUAAUUUCAUUAUAAUAUAUUGAUGUCCGUUUUAAUCCUAAACUUGUUUCACAUUGUCAACACUUAUUGGGCAAUUUUUUUAGCGUGUUAGACGCCAUUCUAGAGAAACUGUGUUGCUACACGUCAGUGGGGAAAACUGAGAGAGUCGCGAGCUUGAAAAAUGCGAGUUUUAAUAAGUUAUGCACUGAACAUAUGCAGUUUACACCAAGGGACUGAUGUUGAAGACGUUCUUAUCAGCUCUUUUUAACGUAUCGUUUAAUCAAUCAAGGUGACAGCUUAGCGUUGAGAUAGUCUACCACUGAGAGUCAAACUGCAAUUCUUUGUAGUACUGAAGAUGAUGUUGAGUUGAACUGCAGUUAGCGAGUGUAAUACAUGUAUGAUGUAAUGCACACGCUAUGCAGGUGUCCUCUGAUUUAAUCCAAGGCUACUGCCAGCAAGGAGACCUAGAGGCAUUGCAACUGUCUUUGUCAGGAAUCUCCCAAAAAGACAUCAGAAACUUGCUGAGCAAAAAGAACACAGCAGCAGGUACUGCAUUGUUUGAAGCCAUUGUGCACCAACGAACAGAGAUAGUAGACUUCCUGCUGAACCAGAAGUACUGUGAUUUGGAGCAGGAAUGUGAUGUAGACAUAGAAUUCUGCCCCUUGCCAGUAAAAGGAAUAUGUACAGCUCUUUAUCUUGCCAUUUUGGUGGAUAAUGAAGCUAUUGUGAAGUCUCUUCUGGAAGCUGGGGCAUCAGCAACUCAUAGAACCAAGAGGAAAACACCACUGUUUCUAAUAGCGGAUUCUGCAGGCUUGUCUGUUAACCUCUUGCACUUACUAGUUCAUCAUGGUGCAGAUGUAAAUGAAAAAUUAAAUGGAUGGAAUGUUUUACAUGCUGUGUGUCACAAUCACCGUGCAAAUUUUGAUGCAGCAAAUGUAAAAAAAGUGGUACAGUUUGUACGAGCAUUAGCUGAAUAUGGUUUGGACAUCAAUGCCCAGUCUGACUGUGGAUGCACUCCAGUCGAAGAGGCCUGUAAAACUGGAUGUUAUCUUGUAGGAAAAUGGCUUUUGGAACAACGUAGUUUAAAAGUCACUGAAAGAGAAAGAAUAAGGUUGUGGCUUCAGCUGGGAGCAGCGUGUAUUCUACACAAUGCACAAUUAAUAUACCACCAGUGCCUUGUAUCCAGAACUUUAAAAUGUUGGAAAAAAGCUCUGAAAGUUGCAGAUGUCUCUCAUUGCACUGAUGCCUUCAAACAUUUGCCAGAUUUCAUAGUGGAGUUCAAAGAUAGUGAAGACUUUCAGGGCACCUGCAAUGAGAUUUUGCUCUCAAUUUCUCCAUUCAGAGAUAAAGAUACUCUUCGAAAAUUGGGAAGGAAUUUUAGAGCUUUAGAGCAACAGGCAUUAGCUUUGCGCAUGUCUCUGAAUGUGGAGCCUACUAAAAGCAAACUUGUGCUUGGAGAGCUUUUGCAUGAAGCAUCAAGAGUGGUGGAUCAAGAUAUGUGCCUGGGGAUUAAACUAUUUAUCUACUCAAUAAAUCUCAGUUUAGAGGGAAAGUUUCAAAAUCAGUGUGAGGAAGCUCUUUCUUUUCUCAUGCAAUAUGCACUUCACAAAUUCACAACAGGUAAAAUAAGCAACAAUUCUGAUGCUGCCCAGUAUAUAGAUCCACUCAUUGCUAUGAUAAAUCUUAUAAAUAAAUUAAUGAGGCUCAUACUGGAGCUUACACCAAUUUGUGGAGAAAAGGAUGAUUCUAAUUUUUUGGAGCAGAUAGAAAAUCUGAUGGGGAUUCUUGGAAUGCUGCAUGUCAUCAACAGUAAAACUGCAUUAAAUCCAUCUCAAAAAGGAAAACUCAUUCACAGUCUCUCUACAAUCCUUGAAAUAGAAGAUCAAGUGUGGCAGACAUUUGAAAUUAAUUUGAAUUGGGAAUUCAUUAGAAUUGCAUCAUAUAACGUGUUCACUGCUAGAAGUACUCUGUAUUUUUUCCAAGAGGCUCUUUACCCCAGCAUUCUCAUCACUGACUGGCUUGUUAAGGCAGGCAUAGAUGUAAAUGUUAAAGACAAAGAUGGUACCACACCUUUGAUAUUUUGUCUUAAAUCUUUACACCCUGAUAAAGAUUUCAUCAUAUAUUUUAUUAUGAAUGGUGCACAUGUUGAUGUUGAGAACAGGUAUGGCGAAAAUCCAUAUGAUAUUCUAAUGGCUCAUCCAGAACUGGGGAUAUCUCCAUUUGAAUUUAUGACACUGAAAUGCCUGGCAGCUCGAACUAUUAUUAAACAGAAACUUCGUUACAAUAAGUCUGGAAUGUUGCCUAAGAAUUUACUUGCAUUUGUUCAAGUACAUGAAAAAUGUGGACAUCAUUGAAGGGAUGUAAGUGAGAAUAACUUUUGUGUGUGAAAAAUCUGAGUUGAGAGUUCACUGUGUUACCCCAAAAAUAUGCAACUGACAAGGUUAUCAAUAAAACGACAAUAAUAAAAAUU
Lingula anatina is the source of this 2540-nucleotide messenger RNA. RefSeq lists its product as uncharacterized. The record is from RefSeq and is a predicted model, not a curated record. Gene Ontology annotation, molecular function: protein binding. Lineage: Eukaryota; Metazoa; Brachiopoda; Lingulata; Lingulida; Lingulidae.